Fraxinus pennsylvanica is the source of this 1089-nucleotide messenger RNA. The record is from the annotation of a GenBank genome assembly. NCBI's taxonomy places the organism in Eukaryota, Viridiplantae, Streptophyta, Magnoliopsida, Lamiales, Oleaceae.
AUGGAGUCACACACGAAAAACCAAGGCAGUAAUAGUAGCUCCCAAGAACCAGCUUUUCUUCAACUGGUUUCUCACCACCAACAAAGUCAACCAGAUCCCGGCCACACCUCCGUCCACCGGCACUUCACAGGCCCCGCUACUAGUAGCAUCACUUCCUCCUCGUCCACGACCCCAAUAACUACUACCAAUAAUAAUGAUAAUAACAGCAAUAAGAAUGAUUCCACCGCCAAGAAACCAUCCAAGGAUCGACAUACCAAGGUGGACGGCCGAGGGCGGCGCAUCCGUAUGCCGGCCCUAUGUGCAGCCAGAGUUUUCCAGCUGACCAAAGAAUUAGGCCACAAGUCUGACGGUGAGACUAUAGAAUGGCUUUUGCACCAAGCUGAACCAUCGAUUAUAGCAGCAACUGGCACAGGUACAAUUCCAGCCAAUUUUUCGACCCUCAACCUUUCUUUACGCAGCCGGGGAACCACCAUUUCAGCUUCACUAUCCAAGUCUAUGCCUCUCUUUAUCGGUGGCGCUACCAACAUGCUUGGGUUCCACCACCAGCUCACCUCAAACAGUGGGGGUUUUGGGCAAGACCUAGAUGCUGCAACCUCACAUUCAGAUACUAAACCUAGGAGAACCAUCAUGCAAGAUCAUGAACUAGGUUCAGAUCAGAAACCCGGUUCAUCUCAGCCCUCCAGCUUCAUCCCGGCUCCCGCCAUGUGGGCGGUGGCACCAGCGAACGCCAACAUAGGGAACGCCUUUUGGAUGCUGCCCGUGACUGAUGGAACUGCCAUGGCCCCUGUGGGUGCAGGGCAGCAAGAACACCCCUUCUGGCAAUACAAAACCUCCCCCACUCAGAGAAUUGGUGGCUUCGAGUUUACCGGAGUUGGCGACCGGUUUAACCCCGGAUCAAUGGUGGUGCAACACCCAUCGCCGCCGGUUCAGCAGCUGGGACUAGGUGUCUCAGAUACUACAAACAUGGGAUUGCUGGCCUCUAUCAAUUCAUAUAGUAAUGGUAACUGUAGGAUUGAUUUGGGCAUGAAUUUACAGCAAAACCAGCAACAAGAUAAUGUCAGUGAUGAUGAAAAUCCCAAAAAUUCUUGA